AUGCUUUUUUUACAGACGUCGCAUUUGUCGAUUGGGUCAAACGGCGAUGUAUUCUCGCUAGGUUCAGAGGAUAUGAACGCCCUUGUAGCAGAUAUGACUGUCAAAGUACCGGUACUGGAUGAGCUUUUAGAGGAAGGAUCAAAUACAGAGACCGAGGACCGUCGACCGAAAGUAGGCGGUCCUUCAACGGCCGUUUUCUAUGAUUUCCAAGAAUUUUCUUUGCAGGAAACCUAUGACGGAACGGAUACUACAAGCUCGUGA
Cylicostephanus goldi is the source of this 261-nucleotide messenger RNA. The record is from the annotation of a GenBank genome assembly. NCBI's taxonomy places the organism in Eukaryota, Metazoa, Nematoda, Chromadorea, Rhabditida, Strongylidae.